GCUCCUGGGCCUCUUCUAGCCUCGUGCUCCGGGGUGUUACGUCACUCUCUGCAUUUGGAUUCGGCAUGAGGAGGGAGGACAGGAAGGCAGAGUGGGGCAGGGGGAUCUGGUGAGCCUCAGAUCUGGCCUGAAACAUCCCCAGAGACUGCUGUCUCCUCGGCCCCAUGCUUCAGGGAGAGCAGAGGGAGGCUGAUGAGGAACCCAAGACGUGUCACACAGAGCCUGCACCUUGUCAGCCCCCGCGCGUCUGUCUGUCCUGCUGGCUCUGUGGACUUUGUGAGACACCAGCACGGCUGGGGACCAUGGGAGGCACAGCCACGACCCCGACCCUCACUGCCCUUCUCUGCCUCGCCGCGCCCUGUGGCGGCCUCAGGAGGGGGCGUGUCCCUGGCAGCUCACAGUUUGCAGCGGGCACUCUGCACCUGCUGAAGGAGGGAGGCGCCGACCCGCCCGACGCCAGACAUCGAGGACCCAUGGGAGGGGACAGGCCGUGUGCCCUGUGGGCCCCCUAAACUCCUCCCGUGGGGGAACCCGCGGAUGCUAUGAUUCUCCCAGCUCCCUGCACAUGUGUGGUCACACCCCAGUCACCCUCUGCAUCGCCAGGUCACAGGUGAGGGCCCCCAGCCCCACCGUUUCCUGGACCCCUGACCUGAGCCUUGUGCCCAGUGAGCCCUGGGGUGAUGGGGGGUCAGGGGCAGUGGCCUCCCGGGGCAGAACCACUGGCGGGAGGCCUGGGAGGGACCAGGAGAGCUCUCACUGCAGCCCCAGUGAGCAGUGUGGGGUGUGCGUCCCCCUGGGUGCCGCUGUCCCUUCUCUGCAGGGGUGUACAAGGAGCCCUCGCUCUCAGCCUAGCCAGGCUCUCUCGUGCGCCGUGGAGACAGGCUGAUCGCCGGUGAGCAGCCCCUGUCCUGCCCCACGUCCUGACUGUGCUGUCAGGGUGCUGGGCCCAGAGCCACCCCUGGUGGUGAUGGGGUCCUGGGAGGGGUCCUAGAGCAGACACUGAGACAGGGCAGUGGUCCAGGGAGAGUGAGUGAGAAAAAUGGAGCGGGUGCCGGGAGAUAAGAGAGACCCACACAGAGGGGCUGAGAGCAGCUGAGAGGGGGUCACAGAGAGGGUCCCUGGAGAGAGGAUGGUGGUCCCUCAGCUCAGGGUCAAGGGUGUGUUGGGGGUGGCUCUGUACACAUCACGACCUUCCUCGCCCCCAGGAAUGUACAGGAAACCCUCCCUCUUAGCCCAGCUGGGGGCCUCAGGAACCAGCAGAGAGAACGUGACCCUGCAGUGUGGCUCUGAGGUCUGGUCCAAUCCCCUCCAUCUGUCCAAGGAGGGGUCACUCACUCCUCUCCAGAACCUUCGUCUGCAGGACAUGGCUCUACCCUUUCUGAACAACUUCACUUUGAGUCCUGUGACCUCAGCCCACAGUGGGACCUACACGUGCUAUAGCUCACUCAGCACCUCUCCCUCCCUGAUGACACAGCCCAGCGACCCCUGCAGCUCCUGCUCAGGUCUCAAAUGGUACCUGAACAUCCUGACUGGGGUCUCAGUGGCCUUCGUCCUGCUGCCCCUCGUCCUCGUCGUCCGACACCGGGGUCAGAGCAGACGCAGGAAGUCGGCGGCUGCAGCAUCAGUGCUCGAGGACAGAGGCCGGCAGAAGAGGCAAGACCUCUCCCAAAGACUCCCACCCCGGCCAGCCUGCGCGCAGCUCCCGCACUGCCCCUCACACUCCUCUCUCCCUACCGAGCUCCAGCCCAGCUGCUGACGUCCAGGAGGACAGCUUGUGUAAGGGGAAGAGGGGCCAUACUGGGGGCAGGAGACAAGGCCAGACAAUGUGGGUGGGCAGUGAACACCGGGGAGUGGUUGGAAAGGGUUCUGGGCUUGGGGAUGAGAGAGCUCGAAUCUGAUACUGUGUGGCCUUGGCCACAUCACUGACCCUCUCUGGACAUCUGCUGUGUGAGAUGUCAGGGAAUCUCGGCAAGAGAUGGGACCCCCUUGUUCUGUCCCCACCGGAUGCUGUCGUGGAAGACACACAGCCGGAGGACGGCAGGCAGCUGGUCAGGUCAGCUGCCCCAAUCCUGACCAGGGCACCCACACCUCCUUGUUCAGACGUUAAAUCCAGCGGACACUGAACCCUGACGCCUCUCAACUCCUGGCAGCCUCUCCCUUCUGGAAGCACCUGCCCUGUGGGCUGCUGCAACCCCACACCUGGUCUCCUCUGACCUUCAAGGUGUUGAAUGCUCAGGUCGAGCUGGCAGGGCUGAAGGUUAGGGCUAAGAGUCUGUGCCCCCCACAAAGGGGCUAAAUCCAAUCCUGGGGUUGCAGAGAGGCCCAGAGGGGAUGCCUUCUAAACUCCAGAGGAUUCUAAAAUACUCGCUCGUCCCUUGGCUGCUCCAGGCUGGGUGAUCCAGCAACGUACCUCGUGCGUUGGUUAACGGGUGAGGAUCAGCUCCUGUUCACACUGGAGAACCCUAGCUCGCUCCCAGGCUGCAGCGGGGUCCCACUGUCCCUCCAUGUUGAU
Aethalodelphis obliquidens (Pacific white-sided dolphin) is the source of this 2512-nucleotide messenger RNA. It is a transcript of the gene LILRB5, whose product is annotated as leukocyte immunoglobulin like receptor B5. The record is from RefSeq and is a predicted model, not a curated record. Gene Ontology annotation, biological process: cytokine-mediated signaling pathway; immune response-regulating signaling pathway. Lineage: Eukaryota; Metazoa; Chordata; Mammalia; Artiodactyla; Delphinidae. The coding region runs from base 1130 to 1756 and encodes 208 amino acids. Gene Ontology annotation, cellular component: plasma membrane. Gene Ontology annotation, molecular function: inhibitory MHC class I receptor activity. The transcript is spliced from 4 exons.